This is a messenger RNA of Sodiomyces alkalinus F11, 3144 nucleotides long. Its product is annotated as Utp14-domain-containing protein. The transcript is spliced from 2 exons. Lineage: Eukaryota; Fungi; Ascomycota; Sordariomycetes; Glomerellales; Plectosphaerellaceae. The record is from RefSeq and is a predicted model, not a curated record. The coding region runs from base 67 to 2829 and encodes 920 amino acids. Gene Ontology annotation, biological process: rRNA processing. Gene Ontology annotation, cellular component: nucleolus; small-subunit processome.
CGGGGACCGAAUACAGUUGCAACCAGGCAUCUCGACCGAAAAAUAAAGCUCCAUUCCGUCAGCAAAAUGGGCGGACGUCAAGCUCAUGGUCGGCCUCUACUUGGUGGAAAACCAGCAGCGAAACCUUCUAAAAAAUCAAAGCUCAAAGUUCAAGCUCGAGCUCUCGACGCCUUUGGCAUCGCUUCAGAACAAUACCCCACGAAGGAGAAGCUCACACCGCGAUACCGCGACAUAGUCGGUGAUGUCGGGAAGAAACGCCGUACAGAACAUGAGGAGGACGCAGACGAAGAUGGCGAGGAGGAGGAUGGAAAGUCCCGGCGGAAGAGGAUGAAACCCUCCGCGGCCACGGCUGGCGAUGACGAGAUGGCGGACGAAUUUGGAAGAAGUGAUAGCGAGGAGUGGCGGUUCGGCGUUGGGGAAGACGAUGACUCCGAGAUCGACAGCGACGAAGCCUUUGGCGAAAGCGACAAGGAGACCUUCCAAGGGUACGCGUUCGGUGGCAGCAGCAAGAAGAAGGACAAGAAGGCGAAGAAGCAAGACGACGGCUCGGACUCAGGGGAGGACUUCGACGACCCCGAUGAUUUCGACCCUGGGAAUGACGGCGAAUCUCUCGGAGAGGAGGCGAUUGAUCUCGCACAGGCUCUAGAUGAGGCGGAAACCGAGUCCGAUGAAGGGGAAGACUCCGCUACAUCGGGGUCGGAAGGGGACGAUGAGUCUGACCCUACUCCCUCAGAUGACGACGAUGUAGACGACGAAGCCGAUCCGUCCAAGCUAGAUGCACUUCAAAAUUUUCUCUCGGAAUACGGCGGGCAAGACGAGGAGGAGGAUGGUGCUCAAGGCCGCACAAAGCUGCGACAGAAGAUCACAUUCAAGGAUCUCGGCCUGACCGCUGUCAAAGAUCCGCAGAUGAAGAAGUCGGUGAAGCUGAUGGCGAAGGAAGAGAAAGAAACACGGCCAGGGGCGACCAAGAAGCUGGCUAUACCAUUAAGCAAGCGGCAGCAGGACCAACUAACACGGAGUGCGGCUUAUGACAAGACGAAAGAGACCCUCGAGCGUUGGACGGAAACGGUGAAACACAACCGACGAGCAGACCACAUCGUCUUCCCUCUACCGGAAAACGCACAUGACGAGGGACUGAACCAUGACGAGAUUCAGCCCAUCACGGCCAAGAACCCCGCCAAUGAGCUGGAAGAGACGAUCAUGUCCAUCAUGACGCAGAGUGGUUUGGCUUUGAACAAGGAAGAGGAGGGCCGGGCUCGAGCGCAGAAAGAGGCAGACGACGAAGGACUCUCAAAGGAAGCGCUCAAAGAGCUCCUCAAUCAGAAACGCAGGCAAAGAGAGCUCAACUCGCGCGAGGCCAAACGUCAGAAGCGCAUCAAGAAGAUCAAGAGCAAAGCCUACCACCGGGUCCAGCGCAAGCAACGCGAGCGAGACGAUGUCCGUCUUCGGGAGGCAAUGCUGGAGAAUGGCGAGAUCGAUUCGGAGGCUGAGCGCGAAGCCCAGGAUCGUGCCCGGGCUCUGGAGCGCGUUGGAGCCCGCCACCGCGACAGCCGCUGGGCCAAGGCCGGGGCUAGUAACAAACGCGCCGUCUGGGACGAUGACUACCGGGCCGGAUUGCACGACAUGGCUCGGCGGGAGGAAGAGCUGCGUAAGCGGAAGGAGGGCCGGGCCGGCAACUCUUCAGACGACGACUCGGAGUCUGCCGACGAUUCGGACGAGAACAACGAUGGCGGCAAACCUAGACUGCUCGCGCAGCUAGAAAAAGCUGACAAGUAUGAGGAUGACGGACCUGAGUCGAGGCUUAUGCAGAUGAAGUUUAUGCAGAAUGCGGAGGCAGCGCAGAAGCAGGCCAAUGACGAUAUGAUCGCCCAGAUCCGGCGCGACCUCGCCUCUGACGCUGAGGACGCCUCCGACGAUGAAGUCGAGGAGGUGGGCCGCAGGACAUACGGCGGCGAGAAAUCGGCCAUCUCAGCUCCCGCUAUUUUCGCAGCGCAGGCGAAGAAGAACAACAAGAACAACAUGGAGAACGGGGGUCUUCCCGGGACCUCAGGGUGGGAAGGCCCCGACGGUGCAGCCAACCUCAACAGCGGCUUCUCUAUCACCGCUGAGUCGACCGCUCCGAAAGGUGACGCCUGGUCUUCAGCAGCCCCGAGUAAAAAGUCCAAAAGGAACGCGGUCGGCCCCAUCGUGGAGACCAUCAACACCACCAACAUCAUCGGCGGCUCUUCCUCCUCCUCCAAGUCAAAACCUAAGGCCAAGCCGAAGUCCGAAGCCAAGGUUACCAAUGGAGCUUCUACCAACGGCGCGGCCCUCGACCUGGGAGACGGCGCCGACUCCGACGCCGACUCGGACGUCCACCUCCCUCUUGCCAUCCGCGACAUCGAGCAGCUCGACCGCGCGUUCGCGGGGGACAACGUCGUCGUUGACUUUGAGCGCGAAAAGGCCUUCGUGGCCGACGAGCAGGACGACAAGGUCAUCGACGAGACGCUGCCCGGAUGGGGCAGCUGGGUGGGCGAAGGCGUGUCGGCGCGUGAGCGCGCCCGGCAUAAGGGUCGCUUCCUGCGUACUGUGGAGGGUACGAAGAAGAAGGACCGGAAGGACAACAAGCUGGAGAAGGUCAUCAUCAACGAGAAGAGGAUUAAGAANAACGAUAAAUUCCUCGCCUCUCAGCUGCCGCAUCCGUUCGAGUCGAGAGCCCAGUAUGAGCGCUCAUUGCGACUCCCCAUGGGACCGGAAUGGAUGACGAAGGAAACCUUCCAGGAGGCGACGAAGCCGAGGGUGUUGUUGAAGCAGGGCAUUAUUGCCCCCAUGUCGCGUCCUUCGCGGUAAAAAGGGAGCGUCUAAGCGAGGCCGUCGGCGACACUAGCCAGGCUACAUAUGUGUUUUGCCAAGGGCAGAUAAGUUGAGUGAUGUUGGUCCCUUUGGAUGUCCCUCUGGGGCUUAGUUAAAAGGAUCACGGAAAUGUGUCGUACCAUUUCAUAUAUAUGCAUGACAGGCCACUCGGGCUACGUAUGGAUUACUCUAGAAUAACUGAUCAGGAGCAAAAACAAUUGCAAAAGCAUGUUGUGACGCUUCCCAAUACUCUCACAAUGGCCAACCACUUCUUUUUCUGCCUAGCCAGACUUGAAUCCAGGCGAAUGUAAG